Drosophila takahashii is the source of this 2224-nucleotide messenger RNA. RefSeq names its product innexin 3 (gene Inx3). Gene Ontology annotation, biological process: phototransduction. Gene Ontology annotation, molecular function: gap junction channel activity. NCBI's taxonomy places the organism in Eukaryota, Metazoa, Arthropoda, Insecta, Diptera, Drosophilidae. The record is from RefSeq and is a predicted model, not a curated record. Gene Ontology annotation, cellular component: gap junction; plasma membrane.
GGAAAUCUGGUGUUAGUAGGUUUUUGAACGCCGCUGAGAGCAGCUGCAAAUUUUCGAUACGAUACGGAUACGGUUAGCUUCGUUGCAGCAGCACACCAACCAUCAACAUGGCGGUCUUUGGCAUGGUCUCGGCUGUGUCCGGCUUCAUCAAGAUACGCUAUCUGCUGGACAAGGCGGUCAUCGACAACAUGGUGUUCCGGUGCCACUACAGGAUCACCACGGCCAUUCUGUUCACCUGUUGCAUUAUCGUUACCGCAAACAAUCUGAUCGGCGAUCCCAUAAGUUGCAUCAACGAUGGCUCCAUACCGAUGCACGUGAUCAACACCUUCUGCUGGAUCACCUACACGUUUACGAUACCUGGCCAGCAGCAUCGGCAAAUCGGAACGGACGUGGCCUCCCCGGGUUUGGGCAAUGAAUAUGGCCAAGAGAAGCGCUACCACAGCUACUACCAAUGGGUGCCAUUCGUGCUAUUUUUCCAGGGCCUCAUGUUCUAUGUGCCCCACUGGAUUUGGAAGAACAUGGAGGACGGCAAGAUCCGCAUGAUCACCGAUGGACUGCGUGGAAUGGUCAGUGUGCCGGAUGAUUAUCGGCGGGAUCGUCAGGACAGGAUCCUCAAGUACUUCGUGAACAGUUUGAACACGCACAACGGCUACUCCUUUGCCUACUUCAUAUGCGAACUGCUUAACUUUAUCAAUGUGAUUGUGAAUAUAUUUAUGGUGGAUAAGUUUCUGGGCGGUGCUUUCAUGUCCUACGGCACGGAUGUGGUCAAGUUCUCCAAUAUGGAUCAGGACAAGCGUUUCGAUCCCAUGAUCGAGAUCUUCCCCCGGCUAACCAAGUGCACGUUCCACAAGUUUGGACCCAGUGGAUCGAUUCAGAAGCACGACACCCUCUGUGUGCUGGCAUUGAAUAUCCUUAACGAGAAGAUCUACAUUUUCCUGUGGUUCUGGUUUAUCAUCUUGGCCACCAUUUCCGGCGUGGCUGUGCUUUAUUCUCUGGUGGUUAUCAUGAUGCCCACCACACGGGAGACCAUCAUCAAGCGUUCUUAUCGCUCAGGACAACGCAAGGAAAUCGCUGGAUUGGUCAGACGUUUGGAGAUUGGUGACUUCCUGAUCUUGCACUUCCUUAGCCAGAAUCUCAGCACAAGAUCGUACAGCGAUAUGCUGCAACAGCUUUGCGGCCUCUUAGGAGCAUCCCGAACCCCAUCGGCCCCCUCGACCCUGGAAAUGAACCCCAUCAGCCAUCCGAUCUAUCCGCCAGUGGAGAGCUUCGGCGGCGGCAAGGAGACGGAGACAUGAUGAGAUAGCCAAUUCAUCCGGAUUGGCUUCCAAAAAAGCAAAAAACAAUGAUUUCAAUGAUUUCUCAAUAAUAUUUGUAGGGGGAUGAGAUGAUAUAGAGGGAGUUGUGUGUGUCAUGAGGUUAGGCAUUUCCAUUUUCUACCACUAAGACUGCGAGAGAGAGAGAACGAAUCAACGAGAACAAUUGCACUUUCGGACAUCCAACUCAGUAAUAUUCUAUGCGAAAUAUAUUUAGCAAAAUUAUAAGGAAAUAAUCUUUGAAUUCGGUCGUAGAAAAACAGGUGCAGUUCGUCAUUGACACGAGAUGUGAGCCACAGAGUGAGACAUUUGAGGGAGGAGACACAAUAAACAAUAUAAAAAGACAAAAAAAAAACAAAUAAUAAGACAAAAAUAAAAAAAGAAAUGAGGGACACAGGCAGACCGUGCAAUUUGUAGGUUGAAGAUUGAACGAGAAGAGGAUAUCCCAUCAAACGAUUUUGCUACUUGGUAUCGUAGUUAGGUCGUUGACAAUGAUGCGCCAUUUUAAAUAUACAAUUAAGUUUAACAGUUAGCUCGAUAGUUCGGUUAGUUCGGAUCAUCGAUGAUGAUCCCAUACUGAAGAAGAAUACCUAUGCAGCUAGACAUAUAUCUGCUUAUCGCUCACGCACGCUCACGAAACGUUGAUCUAUACAAAAAUUGUAGUAAUCGAAUGAUACGAGUACGACGAGGAAUAUAAUUACGAAAUAUUUAAACGAGUAUACACAAUGCUCUCGCUAUUUUUGUCCUAACAUUUAGUCUACAGAUAUAUCGUAAUUUUAAGCAAUUUUGUUUAUAACAAAAUUAUUGUGAUUAUUGCUAGAAAAGAACACAUUUUACAUAAAGCAAAAGAGAACCCAAGCUAUCUAAGUUCAAAGUUGUAAUAAAUAUUCUACAAUACAAUUUCAGCUAAA